Molecule: messenger RNA, 7054 nt
Organism: Bursaphelenchus okinawaensis
Lineage: Eukaryota; Metazoa; Nematoda; Chromadorea; Rhabditida; Aphelenchoididae
Source: the annotation of a GenBank genome assembly
AUGAUGCCAUAUUUCGACCCGAACCAAUUUGGGUUCUCCAACAUGUACAAUAUAAGCCAGAUGCAGAUCGACGAUAAUCAACUGUUACAAUGUGCUACUGAAAGGUAGGGCUGAUUUUAUUAUUUCUAUUGCCAUUUUAAACAGUUUUUUAAUUUUUUAUAAAUUGUUUAUUUUUAUUGAAAUAUUGUAGUAAGCCAUAUACGGUGAUAAAGAAUACUGUAGAAUACCGUAACCAAAACUUUUUGGAAAAUUUGUAAAGCGUGACAAAAAACUAAAACUAUCCUACCUACCCUACCCUACCCUACCCUACCCUACCCUACCCUACCCUACCCUACCCUACCCUACCCUACCCUACCCUACCCUACCCUACCCUACCUUACCCUACCCUACCAUACCCUACCCUACCCUACCCUACCCUACCCUACCCUACCUUAUUCUACCCUACCCUACCAUACCCUACCCUACCCUACCCUACCCUACCCUACCCUACCCUACCCUACCCUACCCUACCUUACCCUACCUUUUGCUCUGCUCUUCGCUGCUUUAUCUUGCCUUUUCUUGCAUUGCUUUGACCUUCCUUACCCUACCCUACUCUACAUUACCCUGCCUUACCCUGCUCUUCCUUGCCUUAUCGUGGUUUACCAUGACUUAUCUUUGUUUACCCUACCUUAUCCUCUUGCCUACCUUAUCCCCUCCCCCUCCCUUCACCCAGUUAGGCCUACUGCCACCUUUGCCCUACCCUUUAACUUAUUCUUACCCACAGUAGCUACCGUAUCUUUUACUUAUUCUUCGCUUCAGUUACUAGUUACCCUUACUUAUCAUUACCCCUAGUAACUACCGUAACCCUUCGGGUUAUGGUCACAACGACUAUUUGUUCAAGUACUACAUUUAUGGCCACAUUUUUUGAUUAAAUUCAUGACUUUGUUUGCUCAGUCCGCUUUUAAGGACUUGGCUCUUUGAAUGUUUUGUUGGCCCAAGAAUGGCACUAUGGCCAGAUGGCUUCCGGCAAAUGAUUGUGGCCCAAAAAUUUCGAAAAACAAAACAAAUAAGAGGGCCGCGGGGCAUAAAAGUGAGGGAGAUGGUAGGAAAAGUACAGUAUGGACAACGUACAACAAAAAUGCAAGAACUUUCUUUACAAAACUCGAAAUGGCAAGAACUUUCUUUACAAAGCAAAAAAUAGCAUAAACUUUGUUUACAAAACACAAAAUGGCAAGAACUUUCUUUACAAAACAGAAAAUGGCAAGAACUUUCUUUACAAAACAGAAAAUAGCAAGAUCUUUCUUUACAAAACAUAAAAUGGUAAGAACUUUCUUUAAAAUUUUUAAAAUUGCCAUUUCUGACGUUUUACUCAGCUUGAACUCAACUUGUUACCUAAAGUUUGCAAAAACCAGAGAAUUAGGGAUUUCAUUGUCUAAUCCAUUAAGUGUGUCCAAUUGCAUAACAACCGAAACGGAUAUGCAACUCGGCCAUUGGUCGGGUCAAGUGGUAGUGGGGUAAUUUUUAGUGUGGCAGACGGAAAAGAUUUAUCAGGGCUUGGAUUUAGAUAACAAAUUUUAAUUUUUAUGUAACAAAUUUAAAACUUUGUUGAAAUUGAUUAAAAGAAUUAUUUUUUACUAAGGGUGAAAACAAACCGUAUUUUACAAUUAAAAAACUUAUUUUAUGUUUUUGCAGCUUGCAGGUAACAAGUUAUACAAUGGAAAGCAUUUUUAGCUCUGUAAAUAAAGUUAUUGCCGUUUUUUGUUUUGUAAAGAAAGUUUUUGCUAUGUUUUGCUUUGUAAAGAAAGUCCUUGCCAUUUUUCGUUUUGUAAAGAAAGUUCUUGCCAUUUUAUGUCUUGUAAACUGAAAAGUGGUUUUGGUCCCCUGCCCUACGCCAUGCCUAUUCUAUCCUACCCUCUUCUAACCUGCCCUCAACGGCCUUCCUCCACCCCCCCCCUACAAUAUAUUAUUUAUACAUGUGAAUAAGUAAAUUAUGCCAUAACGAGAUUGUGAAGCUGAUCCGCUCCUUGUCCAAACACUCAGCUGGCCAAACAUUCCCGGCUGUGUUUGACUUUAUUUGGCAAGGUGUUCCGACGGAAGUAUUAUAAAGUCAGGAGGAUAGAGAGAGUUGGCGGGAAAUUUGAAUUUUAAAAAUUUUGAAAAAUUUUUUUUGUAAAGAAAGUUCUUGCCAUUUUAGUCAAAAAAACCAAAAUUUUUGGUUCUGCAGCUUGCUGUUGACAAGUUAUACGGUAAAUACUGUUUUUGCUCUUCUUAUAGUUUCUAAAAAAAGUGCUUGCCAUUUUGUCAUUUGUAAAGAAAGUUCUUGCAAUUUUUUGGUUUUUAAGAAAAUCCUAGCCAUUUCUUGUUAAACAAGUUAUUUUUGGAUUUGCAGGCUGUAGGUAACAAGUUAUACGAUGAAAAGCAUUUUCUAUAGUGUAAAGAAAGUUUCUGCGAUUGUUUUUGAUCUGAACUUAGUAAAAGUCGUAUUUUACUACUUUUUUCACUACUCAAUUUUAUUUUUAUCGUAUUUUACAGCUUAUUUACAGUAACCGUCUUUUCGUUGUAACACCUACAGUAACCCCCCCCCCCUAACCCCCUAAACCUUUCCAAUUUAAACUAAUUGCGAUUUAAAGUCGGCUUCAAAGCCCAAGCCGAAUGGUGUUAAAGAGCGGUUUGGGACUUUGUAAAAAAAACUUUUUCCUUACCCCUGCCAUAUCGGAUUUCAAUGAUCUUGGCUGUGCCACUUUCAGCGGAUAAACAAUCCUUAAGUUGAGGUUAGGUUGCGCAAUUUCAUUAAGUGUGGUACCCGGUUUGGGCAAACAAUGCAAGGAAGCAGGAACUUUGUUUACAGUAAUAAAUUUUGGUAUAAAAGUGCAAGAACUUGGUUUACAGGACUUUAGGUGGCAAAAACUUUUUUUACAAAAUAAAAUGGUAAGGACUUUCUUUACAAAACAACAAAAAGCAAGAACUUUCUUAACAAAACAAAAAAUUAUUUUUGUCGUAUAACUUGUCAUCUGCAGCCUGCAAAACGUUAAAAUAGCUUAUGUAGACAAAAAUGGCAAAAACAUCCCUUACAUAAGAAAAAGUAGCAAAAACUUUCUUUACAAAACAAAAAACGACAAGAACUUUUUAUACAAGCCAUAAACUGACAAAAACUUUCGUUCCAAUGCCAAAAAUCAAGUUUUCUAAUCAAUUUUUACCCCAGCCAUGUCCUUUUAUAAAUUCAAUGUUUAUCCAUUGCCUCUUCAGGCUUCUUCAACACAAACAGAUCAGUACAAUAACGUCGAGAGAAAGAGAGAGGUGGCUUCGAGAGUCGCAUAGGUAUUGACACCCCGCAGCGUCACAAUGACAAAACUUUUUUGUUUUACUUUACUUUGCUGGUUGAGAGGGUCAAAAGAACAAACAUUGGGACUAAUAUAAGAUAAUCAAGGCUAGCUAAAUCAAAAGAAAUGCUGAACUUUUGAGUUUUAUAAAAAAUCUUGUUUUUGUAUUUGUAAAGAAAAUUCUUGUCAUUUUAGGGUUUGUAAAGAAAGGUCUUGCAAUUUUAUGUUUCGUAAAGAAAGUUUUUACUAUUUUUUGUUUUGUAAACAAAUUUUUGUAAUUUUUAGCUUUGUAAAGAAAGUUUUUAUCAUUUGUAUCAAAAUAAGUUAUUUUAAGUUCUCUGCAAGCUGCUCGUGACAAAUUACACCAUGACAAUUAGUUUUUAUUUUGCUGCAGACUGCGGGUGACAUGUUAUACGGCGAGUACAAUAACAGUUCAAAAAGCCGUUCUAAAGUAAAAAAAUAAAAAAAACUAAAUACCUUACUUACAUCUUGAACAUAUUAAGGUGUCCAAAAAAACAAUGAGCUACCACGUUCAAAAAUUAAUGAGCCAUGAAUCAUAUAGUGAAUUUUAAAAAAAUCGAAAUACAGUAUCAUAGUACAAUAUAAAAUUUUGAAAAAGCUACAAUAUAAAAAUAUAAAUCAAAUCCAACAAAAAUAAAAAGCAUUCCAGUGCUCCCUCCUUGGACUCCUUUCCUGUCUCCUACAUCAAACAGAUAUGCAAUGCCAUCGAGAAACAGAAAGAUCAGGCCAUGUCAGAGAGUUUCCUCAACAAUUUUUUACUUCAAAUCGGCCUGACCAGACAUCAUAAUGAACCAUGUGUCCUUAAACUAAGAGCAUUACAGUUGUUUCAACAGGAAAACUUUAAAGAAUUAUAUUUUCUAUUAGAAUCGACCACAUUCCCAAGAGAGUAUCAUCCUGAUCUACAGUAUUUGUGGAAUGAAGCUCAUUAUAAAGAGGUAAGUACUAGUCCCCGCCCAGAGCGCUAGCCCAGAGCGCUAGCCCAGAGCCCUAGCCCAGAGCCCUAGCCCAGUGCCCUAGCCCAGAGCCCUAGCCCAGAGCCCUAGCCCAAAGCCAUAGCCCAGAGCCCUAGCUCAGAGUUCUAACUUUAGUUCUAGCUUUAGUCUUAGGUCUAGCCUAAUUUUACGCCUGUUUUACUGUAGCGUAGACCUGUAACGCGGCGGCCGGGCCUUACAUUUUGAUUCGGCUUUGCCCCUUUUCAGUUUGCUUUAGACCGGGGCCGGGCUGAACUAAGUGGGUCCGCUGUCAGUCCUGUUUUAGCUUUACUCUUGCUGAAUUUUAGUCCUUGUGCUUAGCUCUAGGCCCAACCGUUCUUUUUUUACAUUACUAUUUUCAGACCGAACGAACGAGGAGUAAAGACGCGCCACUAGACCCAGUGACAAGGUAUCGAGUACGGAAGAAGCACAGCUAUCCGAAGACGAUUUGGGAUGGAGAGCAGACUAUGUAUCAUUUUAAGGUAAUUAUAAUAUACUUCUACUACAAUUGACCCUGUUUGGACUUAUAAAGAAGCCGGAUCUAAUCUUGAGCCUAAUUUCAGACCAGUAUAAUCUGGUCCGGCACGGUCUUUUUCAAUUUUUUUCCAAUUUGGCUGGUGGCCGGGAUGGGUUGGGUCAACGCCGGAUCUAAAAUUUUUUGCUAUUUUGUGUUUUGUAAACAAAGUUCUUGCAAUCUUAAAUUCUGUAAAGAAAGUUCUUUCCAUUGUUUGCUCUGUAAAGAAAAUUUGUCAUUUUUUAGAAAUGUGACCGUCGGAUAUUGAGGAAUGCCUACCUGAAGAACCCAAUGCCAUCUCAAGCCGAAAAACAGGAGCUUUCAAAUCAAACCAACCUCAACGUCACCCAAGUGUCAAACUGGUUCAAAAACCAACGACAACGGGCACGGCAGAGCACAAAGUGAGUUUGAAAUGACUUUCGUUUUGUAAAGAAAGUUCUUGCCAUUUGCAUCAAAACAAGCCAAUAUUUUGAGAUUUUGCAGCUUGCGGGCGACAAGUUAUACAAUAAAAAUUGUUUUGCCAUUUUUGUUUUGUAAGGAAAGUUGUUGCCCGUUAAUGCUUCGUAGAGAAAGUUCUUGUAAUUUUUUGUAUUGUAAAGAAAGUUUUUGCAAUUUUCUGUUUUGUAAAAAAAGUUCUUGCCAUUUUUUGUGUUGUAAGGAAAGUUGUUGCAAUUUUUUUUUGUAAAGAAAGUUCUUGCCAUUUUUCGUUUUGUAAAGAAAGUUCUUGCCAUUUUUCGUUUUGUAAAGAAAGUUCUUGCCAUUUUUUGUUUUGUAAAGAAAGUUCUUGCCAUUUUUCGUUUUGUAAAGAAAUUUCUUGCCAUUUUUUGUUUUGUAAAGAAAGUUCUUGCCAUUUUUCGUUUUGUAAAGAAAGUUCUUGCCAUUUUUUGUGUUGUAAACAAAGUUUUUGCCAUUUUUUGUAUUGUAAAGAGCGUUUUUGCAAUUUUCUGUUUUGUAAAGAAAGUUCUUGCCAUUUUGAAUUUUGUAAAGAAAGUUCUUGCAAUUAUUUGUUUUUUAAAGAAAGUUUUUGCCAUUUCCUUAACUUUUACUAAAAUGCCAAACAUAAUAUGCCUUUCCUUUUCAGACAUUCCAAGGACAAGUCCACCUUCGACCUGUUUUCGGAUUCUGACUCCAACCGGUCGAAUAAUUCAUGUUCGAAAGAGUCAAAUGGGUUGGCCGAGUUGGAUGAAAAUCAAAUCAAUAGUAGCCUAAAUGGAAUUGAUAUUCAGCCAACGACUGCCAUUCAAGGCUUUCAGCAGCCGUUUUACUCGAACUAUUCUAAUACUUUUAACAAUUUCAAUAGUAUGGCUGGUGCUGGGCUUAAUGCUACACAGGUAGGGUAGUACUAUAUUAAAAUUGAAAGUGUUGUGUAGGGUGGGGUUGAACAGUGUAACUUAUAGGGUAGGAUAAAAAUAGACUAAGGUAGGGCUAUUUGAAAGGUAAGUUACAUUAGAGUAGAUCGUUUUAUAGGGUAAAGUACGGCAGCGUAGAACAUAUUAUAGGACGCGGUAAAGCAAUCAAAAAAGCGGUGUAAGCAGCGCAACCUAAGGUAGAGUAAAGCAUUUUAUAGGUGUAGAGUACGUACGGCAAGGAUUUUUAUAAGGGUGAGGUGUACUAGGGUAGAGUAAUUUAUAAGAGUAGGUAAAGUUACCGAAGAAGGUUACGGUAGGUCGACUUAGAGGGAAAGGGUGCGGUACGCAGGGCGUUUAUAGGAUAAGACAAAUAUAAAUUACAGUGCAGGGCAUGGCAUGGCAAAGUAUGUAAAGCAGAGCUAUUAAUAAGAGUAGUGUGCGGUAGUGAAGAAAAUUUUAUGGAAAUAGGGUACUGUAGAGUGGAGUAGGGUAAGGUACGGUAGGACGGUAUAGUAGGUAGAGUAGGGUAGGGUAGGGUAGGGUAGGGUAGGGUAGGGUAGGGUAGGAUAGGGUAGGGUAGGGUAGAUUAGAUAAAAAAAAUUUCCUUUACAAGCUUUGCAAAUACGGAAACUUUCUUUCCAGAUGUACCCAUUCGCAUUCGGAGCCAACUACAACCCAAUGUAUUAUAACAGUUACUAUCAACAGUAUUCGGCCAACCAAUUACAGUCUCAAAUGUACCUCAAAUCGCAAGAAGGCGACCAAAAUACGACCAUAUUCUUCGACCAAAACAUGGUAACACCAUCGAACGAUGCUGCUACACUAACGCCUCCGGAAUCGGAUUCAGGCGUGGUAAACGUGGCGGGUGGUACUGGUUUCAAUGUAAAAUACGAAGCAUUAUGA